AUGGCUCGCUCAAGGAAACCAGCAAAUGGCCAGGAGGCAUCGUCGUCGAGUCCACCUCGCUCCCCAUCGCUGCCACCGUCGCCAGACAUACCCACAGGACCGCUCAGUAUCGUCAUACCCCAGGAAGACCGCGAGAUAGUCAAGAUAAAUAAUUCCAAUUUGACGGAUCUCAAGAAUGCUUGCGACGAUGCGGUGAAACGCUAUCUCUCCAGACCAGAGUUAUUCAAGCAGAUAUUUCUGCACACAGAUGUACGAUUGGCACUUGGAUGGUCGAGUGUGCUCGUAGCCGCAGGAACAGCGUUUUAUGGCUACAAGGUCGAAUUUGAGAUCUCGAAGCCAGUCGUGUGGGUGGGGCUCAGCCUAUACAUUAUCCUGUCCCUCAUUCAGACCCUUUACGCUUAUUUCGUCGAAGGAGAUACUGUGUUUGUAGGAAAGAGGAAAACGUUCUCUAAGCGAAUUGUUACAGAACGAAUAACCCUCGCCUCACGGACGGAGCCCGUCAAACAAUCUAAGCCUCCUUCAUACGAACUCACUGUAUCCUAUGUUCGCUCGACGAGUAAUGGAAAAUCACUCCUUGCCAAAGGAAAGACGCGGAGCAAGAAGGAGUACAACGCAUUCUUCGACGAGAAUGGUGUUAUGGAUCAAGAACGGUUUGAAAAAUAUGUUGGCGAGCUUGUUGAGCAGGCCAUGGAAGGAAAAGCAACGUAA
Molecule: messenger RNA, 708 nt
Organism: Desarmillaria tabescens
Lineage: Eukaryota; Fungi; Basidiomycota; Agaricomycetes; Agaricales; Physalacriaceae
Product: microsomal signal peptidase 25 kDa subunit-domain-containing protein
Exons: 4
Coding region: 1-708 (235 amino acids)
Biological process (GO): protein targeting to ER
Cellular component (GO): signal peptidase complex; membrane
Source: RefSeq, a predicted model, not a curated record